CAACACUCUUGGGAAGUAAAUUUGUGCGAAGGAUCUCCAAACUUUUCCAUUUUUUAGGAAUCGUUUCCAAUCGAAAAGCAAAGACGAUGGCGAAGGUGUUACUCGUGAUUUCGUACAUAGUCGGCGUAUACUAAAAUCCACUAAACCCCUCGCGUCAGACAUCGCCUUGCCGCUUUCGGCUUUUCGGGAUGUAAAAAUCAAUCGUGGAUCAAAACUAGUUUCGAUAGUCAAAGCGCCUACAAUAACCGUAAAUCGGGAGUAGAAAAAUUGUAUCUUCAGUACCGACAAGCCGGCAGAACAUGUCGUCGGCCGAAGCUGACGAUACGGAUGAAGAGCAGCAGCAUUUGCUGGAUCCGUUUUCGCAGCUGGAAGAGGAUCUACGAAACAUGAAGUCCGUGAUUCAUGUAACACGCGAAAAUAUCGAUGCAUUGAAUGCAAAGUUUGCUGAUUUUCAACAACCGCCAGCUCUGUAUUUAGAGGAAUAUCAAGAACUGACUUCAAAGCUACAUGAUCUGGAAAUCAAAGAGCAGGCUUUAAUCGACAGAAAGAUGCAGCUACUGAAUGAGCAGCUCAGUGAAACCAUCGAACCUCCGGAUCCGGAUGAACGUGUUGAAAACAUUUACGGCACUUUGGGUCGACAGUCGUCGAAAAUGCUACUUAGAGCCUUUCUCCCCAACCAGCAACGUACAUCGGUGCAAGUGAUUCCCGGAAUGCGCCUAAAGGAUGCUCUAGCUAAGGCGCUAAAGCGCCGUAAUUUAACCUGUGAGUUCUGUGAGGUAACCGCAGGAAACAGCGAAUAUCCGAUACCUUGGGAAACCGACGUGAGUGCGUUAAAUUGCGAUGAGGUUUUCGUGCGGAUUCUGGAUAUUGGAUUUCCGACUUACAUCUCGCAUCAGUUUAUUCGCAAAACGUUCUUUUCGCUUGCAUUUUGUGAGUGCUGUAGGCGACUGCUUUUUACUGGGUUUUACUGUAACCAGUGCAACUAUCGUUUCCAUCAACGAUGUGUCGACAAAGUACCGCCAAUAUGCAGCAAACGGCAUAUGGAUAGUACGUUUUAUCACGUACUCUUGGCAAACCCAGAAAGUACAGCUGGCAUCAUCAAUCCGGGGGCCGGCCGAUACAGCACGAGCUUACGACAUCCGCGUUCGCUUAAUCAACAAGAUCGUUCCAACUCGGCCCCUAAUGUUUGCAUUAAUAAUGUAGUAAAACCGUUUUUCGGAAUGGACAGCCGGAAUGUUAUCAACAAUCGACCGUUGCAGGCUCAAACGAAUCAAGAACAUUCACAUUCCACCCAAGCAUCUCCAACAAAUACGCUUAAUCACAAUAAGCGACCCAGGGCACGAUCAGCAGAUGAAAGCAAUAAAAAUCUGCUCUCACCGCGGGAUCCAAAACAAUCGGAUGAAAAUUGGAACAUCCAAGCAGAAGAGAUUUUGAUUGGCCAACGAAUCGGUUCUGGUUCGUUCGGAACUGUGUAUAAGGCCCACUGGCAUGGUCCGGUGGCGGUAAAAACGUUAAACGUGAAAACACCAAGCGCGGCACAGUUGCAAGCAUUUAAAAAUGAAGUAGCAAUGCUUAAAAAAACCCGACACUGUAAUAUACUCCUAUUUAUGGGUUGCGUUAGCAAACCUUCUUUGGCAAUCGUGACACAGUGGUGUGAGGGUAGCAGCCUGUACAAACACAUCCAUGUGAACGAGACAAAGUUUAAAUUAAAUACCUUAAUCGACAUCGCACGUCAAGCAGCUCAGGGUAUGGACUAUUUGCACGCCAAAAACAUCAUACACCGAGAUCUCAAGUCAAACAACAUCUUUCUGCACGAUGACUUUUCUGUAAAAAUUGGUGAUUUUGGAUUGGCCACCGCCAAGGUACGGUGGUCUGGUUCACAGCAAUCGAAUCAGCCCACCGGCAGCAUCCUAUGGAUGGCCCCAGAAGUAAUAAGGAUGAAGAAUCUUAAUCCGUAUUCUUUCCAAAGUGACGUGUAUGCGUUCGGCAUCGUUUUGUACGAGAUGCUAACCGAACAGCUUCCAUACAAUCACAUCAAUAACAAAGAUCAGAUUCUGUUCAUGGUUGGCUGUGGAAAACUGCGACCGGAUUUGGCGAAGGUGCGUUCAGAUUGCCCACAGGCUCUAAAACGAUGCGUUGAGGAUUGUAUUAAGUUUAACCGUGAUGAGCGUCCCUUAUUCAGGCUGCUGCUAAAUAUGUUAGAAAAUAUGCUUCGUACAAUGCCCAAGUUUCAUCGUAGUGCCAGUGAACCGAACUUUACCCAAACACAGCUGCAAAAUGACGAUUUUCUGUACAUGUGUUCCAGCCCAAAAACGCCUGUAAAUUUUCAUAACUUUCAGUUUUAUAACGGUGCGGGCAAUUACUAAUUGUCGACGUUAGCUGAAUCGAAGGUAGGGACUAUCGCCUGAUAAUGAGUACGAAGCUAUAAUGUCGCAAGCAAUGGAACUGCACCGAUGGGAUUGGUUAAUUUCCAAUGUAUUCAUGAAUCAUCAAACAAGUCGAUAUCCUCGUCCCUAAACACGCCUGUAUCCCUACAAUAUCGCAUCAGCUCAGAAACGUGUUACUGAAAAGCAUUUGAAGAACCUUCUUUCCUUCGUUGAUUGAACAAAACCUUUACAAAUACCUUAACUGAACGGCUACCUGAGGUUAGUCGUGAUCCUUCGAAGUGAAUCACAAUUAUUCAAUCUGAUUAAUUCUUGUUGCAUAACAAGAUCAAAUAUAUUUUUUGACAAAAGUAAAUAACUUUGUAAUGCUCCGUGAUUCGUACGUGAUUCGACCAUAAUGCGUAAUGCGAUUACAUGAGAUAUUUUUGUUCCAUUCUGAACACUGGUUAAGAAAUUAAAAGCUUAAAGUUGCUCCAACUGUAGCAGCACUAUGUUACUGAUAAGCGAUCAAGUCAAUGAUAAACGGAUGCAUAUUGUAAAUAUACUAUCAGGAUACUAUGUAGUCAACUAAAAUUAUUUCUUUUCAAAUAUAUGUAAGUACCGGUGAACCGUAUGUUGGAGUAAAAUACAAAACACGGAAGGCUAAUCACUAGAAUCUUUAAUGAAUAGCGAUAGCUCUGUAAAACUGGCUUUCUUUUGACCGGUAGGCAAAUACAACAUACGAAAAUGGGAGCGCACAGCUUCAGGUAAUGGUAAAUAUAUAAUCAAUUUGCUUCUUGAUUACAUUUUACCUUUACCUCUUGAUGUGCAUAUGGCGGUAAGCGUAAGCAAUUUAUGUGGAUGAAGUAAAGUCGGGUUGGCGAACGUAGUUUUCUCAGAUGAUACGUUUAUCUUAAAACAAGGUCCCUCUAUACUUUGCUAAAACGAAUAAAAAUAAACAGAUUGAAACAUAGAUACGGAAUAGAAAAUAUGUGUUUAAAGAAAGAAUCAGAACAUUGUUAGAAUUAAAGGAAAGAGGAACAUUACAUUGAUAGAAUGAAAGCGAGUGUGAGAAGAAGAGAAGAAGAGAGUAAAUUAUCUUAGAUAAACUAUGUUGUACAAAAACGGUUUAGUGGAUCUUUUUUUGGCGCCUGAUAUUAUUGAAGGAUACAAUCAUAAAACCUAUGAAACGUAUCUAAGACUUUAUGGGCAGCCAACCUAAAACUGAGUAAUUUGAAUAAGUCAUUCUAACGUUUCCUAAUCAUCGCGCAUACUACAUUGCCACAGCGUCACAUGAUCAAGGGAUGCAAGGUG
This is a messenger RNA of Anopheles darlingi, 3677 nucleotides long. Its product is annotated as raf homolog serine/threonine-protein kinase Raf. NCBI's taxonomy places the organism in Eukaryota, Metazoa, Arthropoda, Insecta, Diptera, Culicidae. Gene Ontology annotation, molecular function: ATP binding; protein kinase activity. The record is from RefSeq and is a predicted model, not a curated record. Gene Ontology annotation, biological process: signal transduction; protein phosphorylation. The transcript has 4 exons. Bases 300 to 2366 code for a protein of 688 amino acids.